UGUAGUCAAAGGAAAGAUGGCGAACGAACUGGACAGAGUGCGAAUCUCAGCUGCGGAACUCCGAGCUGAAGCGUCGAAUGCGGUUAAUUUUACUGACUGCCAGAGAGAGGAACAAUAUGUACCCAAGCAACAUAGAAGGCGUGAAGGAAAGCGCCCUGAUCUGCAGCGCUACCAGCCGGUAGCUGGACAUGGACGGCGCCACCGUGACAGUGAGGAGGGAGAGACUGGUCAAAGUGAUCCCCAGGCUACUAAUGUACUUGAGUAUGAUAAACCAUCACAGGGUGAGAAAAAGGGUGUCUCUGAAAAAGUUUUAGAGUGCACAGAUGGUGGGAUGCUUACCGACAAAAUGGAAGAAGAUAGGAUGAGAGGUGAUGGUAGUAACAACCAGAACUGUAGAAAGGACCGCUACUCACAGGCUAAAAUUGAAGCAAAUCAAGAAAAAGGCUUUGUUGAAAAUGACAGAGAACACCAGGAACCUGCUGGAGCUGCUAAACAACCAGCAAAGAAAGCUCGAAAGCCUGACAGAGAAUUUUAUCAACCUGGGAGCAGGAGGAGCAUCCAGGGAAAGGACUGUGGAGUUGGAAGAGAACAGGAUAAACCUCCCCCAAGGAAUCAUGAGCAGAAAACUGAGGUAGAAUCCCAGCUGAGUGCAGGGGAUAUAGAGGGAAACAAAAAACCAUCCACUCAGAAGCGGGGAGGGAAAGGUAAAGAAGUAAAAGGUGUACAGGAAAACGUAAAAUUGUCUAAACCUAGUGAAACAAACAAAAAGCAAGGAAGCCGGGAUGUUCAUAAACCACCAUUACCGUCUGAUGCUUCAGUGGAGAAAAUUACUAGCAAAGUAGAAAAACUCAGCAUGAAAGAUAAGGGUAAAGUGGGAUGUGAAGACCAAGAUGUUGAAGAGUUAAGCUGCAGGACAGGGGAAGCGACUGGUAAGGGAAGCCAAGGCCAAGGGGGAGGAACAAAAGAUGAAGAAGAAAAGAUAGAGAAGAAGAGGGAAAAGGGAAACCGCAGGAGAAGAGGAGGGGAGAAGGAAAAGGAGAGGAAUCAGGAUUCUAGAAGAGGAGACAAUGAAGUUGGUAGUGGAGGAAAGGGUGACCAGGGAAAAGUUGAGAAAGAGCGAGACAGGAAAUCAGCAGAAGCAGAUCGAGAUAACAAACCAGGUAAAACAGGAGAGACACACCAAAGUAAAGGAAGAGAGAAUCGCAGAGAAAACAGAAGAGGAGACAACAACAACAACCGUUCUAGAGAAGCUGAAAAGGAUGCUCAGACAGAAAAAAAUGUAGACAUGACUGUAGAAAGAGUUGAUAGAAAUAAACCCAGUGCUAACAUUACAACACCAUCCUCAAAACGAUAUUCCAAAUCAGAUAUUCGACGCCCGCGGAAUCGAACUUACAGCAGUAGCUCAGCCAGCAGUGUGACCAGCCUGGAUGGUCCAGGACUAGGGAUGGAUGUGGAACGUACCAAGUGGCAGCGCUUGCAGCAUAAGCACAUUAACAAAGAGGAGAUGACUAAUAGUGGGGAAGGACGAAGGAGUCAUUUGCAAAGCUGGACAACCUAUGGAGAAUCAUCUACAGAAUCAAUGGAAGGGAGUGAGAUGAGUGAUAUAGCAGAAAAUAGAAGGAGGAGAAGAAGAGGAGGGGAGGAAGAGCUAAGUGCAGCGAGGCGGAGGGAAGAAAGGAACAGACCAAAGGGAAACAAAGCUGGAGGCAGAGGAAUCCUAAGGGUGUCUCUGGAAAAACAUUCAGGUACUUUGCCACGUAGUGGGGAUGCACAGCAUUGUAAGCAAGGCACGGCUCCUCGUGGCAGAGGUGGGGGUAUCCUGGUGCUUCCAGCCCGCACAGACAUCUCUAAUUCACCUGAGGUUGGACAGAGACUUCUUUUUGGUGGAAUCAGGGGAGGAGCAACUGGCAGUAGUAGAGGAGGCAGAGGGGGAGGAGUGAGGCGACUUUGGGAUCCCAAUAACCCAGACCAAAAACCUGCUCUUACCAGCAACCAGUCAUCACAGCACAAAUCUCUCCAACAGCCUGUAUAUCUUCAGGCAGGGACUGGAUACGGACAGCUUCACUUUCUGGACACAGAUGAUGAGGUAGCAGGCAGUCCUCCAGUCCCACAGGGUGAGAGCUUUCGAUCCCAGCAGGCUGCUGCUAUGGCCUACUACAAAUUCCAAAACUCUGACAACCCCUACUGCUACCCCAUGCCCACCAGCAACCCACAUAAUCCCAGCACCACCACCAGCCAACGCUAUCCAUAUCCUUAUCAUAUGGGGCCGUACCAAAUGGCUCCCCCUAAUGGAAUGUACCAGGGCCCUGGUGUGGGUCAGUUCUGUGGGACUUACAGAGGAGCAGGUUAUUCUCAGCCAGGAGGUGGUUUGACAUUUGAAGAGGUGGAGCAACAAGCCAGAGGGGAGCUGGGGAGGCUGUUGAGGGCUGCAGAUUCACAGGAGCUUCAGCUUAGUAACCUGCUGUCCAGGGACAGAGUGAGUGCUGAUGGACUGGACCGCAUGGCCCAGCUCAGAGCUGACCUUUUGGGGCUGUAUGAGCAGGUCAUCCUCACCGACAUUGAAUUCUCAGACUCUCAGAAUGUGGAUCAGGCUUUGUGGAAGAAUGUCUUUUACCAGGUCAUAGAGCGCUUCCGGCAGUUACUCAAAGACCCUGCCUAUGACAACACCCCUCAUAUCAGGAACAUGUUGCUCACUCUGCUUGAUGAAGGAGCACUCUUCUUUGACGCGCUGCUUCAGAAACUGCAGACAGUGUACCAGUUUAAGUUAGAGGAUUACAUGGAUGGCAUGGCUAUCAGGACUCGGCCAUUACGCAAAACGGUAAAGUAUGCACUUAUUAGUGCUCAGCGCUGUAUGAUUUGUCAGGGAGAUAUAGCACGUUACCGGGAACAAGCCAGCGAUUCGGCCAACUAUGGCAAGGCUCGCAGCUGGUACCUGAAAGCCCAGCAGAUUGCCCCCAAAAAUGGGCGACCAUAUAACCAGCUGGCCCUGCUGGCAGUCUAUACAAAGCGGAAGUUGGAUGCUGUUUAUUAUUACAUGCGCAGCUUGGCAGCUUCCAACCCCAUCCUAACUGCAAAGGAAAGCCUGAUGAGUCUGUUUGAAGAGGCCAAGCGUAAGACAGAGCAGCUUGAGCGAAGGAAGAGGCAGGAGCAUGAAGGUGGCUCCAGGGGUCCAGCGGUAAGAGGAAGAGGAAGAGGGGAAGAGGGAGCACGUGUCGAGAUUUGGAUUCGUCCCAGCGGACAAGCAGCAACCCCAUCCUCGCAGAGGGGGGGCAGUGAGUCGAGCAGAGACUCUGAACAGGAUGGAGAGCUUGGUAGUCUCAGCGCCAGUGACCUAAAUAAGAGGUUCAUUCUGAGUUUCUUGCAUGCACAUGGAAAGCUCUUCACUAAAGUGGGCAUGGAGUCAUUUCCUGGAGUGGCAAGCCGUGUUCUGCAAGAGUUCAGGACGUUGCUCCAGCAUGGCCCUUCCCUACUGGGCAGCACACACAUGCUGCAGAUCAUUACCAUCAACAUGUUCACCAUACACAAUGCCCACAGCAGAGGUGAAGAAGGAGAGGUGCGGUCAGUUUUACAAGAACAAAGCACUGCCCUCGGCCUCGGCAUGUUUGCACUACUGGUGCAGCGUUGCACAGAGCUGCUCAGAGAUACUCCUGCAGAGGCAGUCCUCAUGGCAGAUGGCGAGGAGGAGGGUAAAGGGGAGGAGUUGGACGGUAUGGUGAAGGUCUCUGCCUUCCCACUGGACCUUAGAGAACUACUGCCAAGCAUCAAGGUCUGGUCUGACUGGAUGUUGGGACACCCAGACCUGUGGAACCCACCACCAUGCAGUAUAGAUUGCAGCCCUGAUGUUUGGCAGUGUCUGGCCAACCUGUGUAAUGUGCUGGCACGUGUGGACCAUGGAGAAGUGCCGCUUUACAAAGUUGACACUGAUGAAGCCGAGGGAGAUGAGGAGCUGACUGUGCUGCAGUUGAAGGAAGACAGGCUGCUCGCUGGUUUUGUACCACUGCUGGCUGCACCACAAGAGCCAUGUUACACAGAUAGACACACUGACAUGGCAAUAGCAGCAGAUUGUAAGAGAGUGACAGUGCUCAAGUACUUUCUGGAGGCUUUGUGUGGACAGGAAGAGCCUCUGUUGGCCUUCAAGGGAGGCAAAUACAUCUCUGUGGCAACUUCUCCUCCACCUAACCACUCAGUGGAUGAAAAGAGCAGGCAGGAUUCUAUAACAGAGAAAGAGGCUGAUGAUGUUAUAGUAGAGGCAGAGUCGUCUCUCUCUGCAUCAGAAGGAGAGGAGGACGCAGAGGAGGCAGGAGACAGCGAGAAUGACAUCAGGCAGCUGAAAGCACGGCGCCACGCCCUCGCCAACAAACUGGCACAGCAACAGAAGCGCAGGGAUAAAAUACAGGCGGUGCUGCAGACAAGUGGGCAAUUGGAACUGGAAGUGAGGCCUCUGUUUUUGGUCCCAGAUACCAAUGGAUUCAUUGAUCACCUAGAGGGGCUGAAGAAACUCCUUCAGUGUGGAACAUACAUAAUAGUUGUGCCACUAAUUGUGAUUACAGAGUUGGAUGGCUUGGCUAAAGGCCAGGACAACUUUGGUGGUGGAGUGGGGUCAGGAGGGCGCAACAUUGGCAGUCGUGGCAACUACAAUGUUAGUGCAGCCCAUGUUCGGUCCGUGCAGGAGAAGGCCCGGUUGGCUGUGGGUUUCUUGGAGAAAGGAUUUGAAGCCAGGGAGCCAUGCCUCAGAGCCCUGACAAGCAGAGGAAAUCAGCUCGAGUCUAUUGCCUUCCGCAGUGAAGACACCUCUGGACAACAGGGUAACAAUGAUGAUGUGAUUCUGUCGUGCUGUCUCCACUACUGCAAAGACAAGGCAAAAGACUUCAUGCCUGAUCAGAGAAAUGGGACAGUGAGGCUCCAAAGAGAGGUGGUACUCCUUACAGACGACCGCAACCUGCGUGUCAAAGCUUUGACCCGCAACGUCCCAGUCCGAGAUAUCCCUGCUUUCCUCAGCUGGGCCAAAGUGGGCUGAACCAAGCUAAGCUGGAAUCAAAGGAACCCAACUGCUGAAGCCUGCUUGCCACUCAGCUAGGAGAGAAGACACACUUAAGCAGAGGAAGAAGAGGAGGAGAUAACAGGGGAGAGUAAAUGAAAAAGACAGCAAAGAACCACUACUUAUGAAAUACAAGCAAAUGUAGUGAGAGCAGGGUGGUUUCAGUGAGCUUUUCCCUUGUGAUGAAGUGUGUGUGUGUGUGUAUGUGUUAAGAUCAGCGAGCUUCCACAGAAAGUGACAGGGAGAAGGCUGGACCAGAAGGGAGGAAGGAGGUAAAAAUGGAGUGAUGUGAUUUGUGAAGUAGUCUGGUCCAGCCUCAAGCCUCUGCGCCUAGUUAGUGAGUGCGUGCUCUGCAAGCAGUAUUAAAAUUUGAGGCUGAUGAUAGAAUGAGCCAGAGAGAGGGUGAGUGUUUAUGGUCAUUUAAUGGAUUAAAGACAUCAGUAAUGAGGGCCAUAAGUGGCACUUCCACACUUCUCUGAGGGCCCAGUCUUAUAGACUGCUGUGGCCUCUACAGCAGAGCUGAGAGAAGGGAAGGCAAAGAGAAGCACAGUUGGAUGGUCUGUGUCAGUACAGUAAAAAAUGGCUGACUGCAAUGAGGGUCAGUCGAGAGCCCUCAUGCAACUACAGCACCACCGAGGAAUUGCAAGCAAGUAUAGCAUUUCCUGCUAACCCAGGAAGUGUCUAAUGCCUGUUUGGUAACGUGGGUUGUUCCUCCAGCUUGAAACUAACGUUAAGUUUUGGUAUCGAGAGAAAAUGUUUUAAAAAGUCAACAACAAAAAAAAAUGAUUUAUUUUUUAUUUUCCUGUUUUUUUUACUUGAUUUUGAUCUUGUGUAUAAGAUUUUGUUUCCUUUGUCAAGGCCAUUUCUUCCAUUUUAAACACGUUAAUAAUAAGCAUCUGCAAAGUUUGAACCAUAAUUUAUAGAUUCCAGUUUUUAAAAUCAGAUCUGGGUGCAAAUGUAUUUGUAAAUACUAAUUCAUUUGUGUUUUUGAGCAAUAUAAUGUGUAAGAUUUUGCAUAUCAAGACAAAUUUGUUGGCUUGUAGUGAGUUUUCAGCUCAGUAAAAUUAUACUGCAUUUACUAACUAUAUGGGAUUUUGUCCUUUUGAGAAAAAUCCCACCCAUCUAUCACUUAGAACAGUAUGAAACAAAUACUUACAUACUACUGCAAAUACUACUGACCCAGGUCUCCUUUAGACAUCCACAAUGUUAGGAGAUGGUUUGGUCCUUGACUGUGACUUUGCAGAUACUUAUUAUUCAGUACCACUGGUGUCUAUCAGUGCUUUUGUGCUUUUCAGUUCAUACCCACAGCCUCAGUUUACCUUUUCACAAAAUGUUUUUAAUCACCAUUACCUGUUCUCCUCUUCAGAGUGUGACUGUCUUUUUUGUUUUCAAGGCCAGGUAUCCACUUUUCUUUGGCUGCAAUAAAAUACAUGUGGUACAAGACCACAAAUACAACCUGUAAAAUUUCUGAACAACACCUCACUUGACACAUCGUUGGUCAACACUGAACACAAAAGUAGUAUUUGUGUUUGCGAUUUUGCUCGCUCUUCUUGUUUUGGGAGACAGUUGAGGAGAUUCAGAGUUAUGUCAGUGUAUACCUCUGUGUGCUUUUGAGACAGUGUCUGGUUGCUCAAAAUAGAUAUAAUCACCUCUGUUUUGUUACAUCAUACACAAUUCAUCAUUCACUCACCACAGUUUGUGAUAAAAUAAUUCUGUGCUGUAUAUAGAAGUGGCUAUCCUUCUCUAUAUUUGUCCUGUAUAUCCAGCUAGGCUCGUACAACUUCCAUCAGCAGUUGAUGUUUCUGUAUUUGUGUAAACUGUCAGUACCUCUGUUGUAGGGCUUCUGUAGCUUCUGUCAAGUGGCACUGCUUCAGUGUUUUAGUGACAGCACAAAUGUAGUAAAUACAUAAUCAACACAAAUGACUUUUUCAUCACCCACCAUUAAAAAUGUUUUGAAGGCA
Lates calcarifer (barramundi perch) is the source of this 6999-nucleotide messenger RNA. It is a transcript of the gene smg6, whose product is annotated as SMG6 nonsense mediated mRNA decay factor. The record is from RefSeq and is a predicted model, not a curated record. Gene Ontology annotation, molecular function: telomeric repeat DNA binding; protein binding; telomerase RNA binding. Gene Ontology annotation, cellular component: telomerase holoenzyme complex. Lineage: Eukaryota; Metazoa; Chordata; Actinopteri; Centropomidae. The transcript is spliced from 19 exons. Gene Ontology annotation, biological process: nuclear-transcribed mRNA catabolic process, nonsense-mediated decay. Bases 17 to 5017 code for a protein of 1666 amino acids.